AAGUUUUAGGAAAAUGUGCGUGGUGGCGUUUGUGGGCAGUGAAAAUGAAGCCACUGGUUCUUCCCUCUCCUCUCCCCACCUCUCCCUUCUCUCUCCGCCAUCGCCCGCCUCGCAGAGCCAGCCCCAGAUUCCCCACCCGUUUCUCUCUCCACUCCAAGACGAUUGCGGCGGAUGAUGCGGCUCCUCGAGCUGAGUACAAGCCCGGCGUGUUCGAUGACCUGUUCCUCAACCUGUUCCGUAGCAAGAUGGUCAAGGAGGUUGGAUGGGAUUCGGAGAAGCCGGGAUACGACGGGCUGAUCGAAGUCGCGCACCGCCUAAUGAUGAAGGGCUCGAGUAACUCCGACACCCGAGAUGCAGCGGUUCGGAUUUUACGAGCACUGUUCCCUCCGUUCCUGCUGGAUCUUUACCAAUUGCUCAUUGCACCAAUCGGAGAAGGAAAGCUAGCUGCAGUGAUGGUUGCAAGAGUGACAGCACUCACUUGUCAAUGGCUCAUGGGAAAAUGCACGGUCAAUUCCGUCGACCUUCUUGAUGGUACCUCUUGUCAAAGUGGGGUCUUUGUGGAGAGAUGCAAGUAUUUGGAGGAGAGCAAGUGUGUCGGAAUUUGCGUCAAUACUUGUAAGCUUCCAACGCAGUCUUUCUUCAAGGACUACAUGGGGGUUCCCUUACUCAUGGAGCCAAACUUUGAAGACUACAGCUGCCAGUUCAAGUUUGGCGUUCAUCCUCCGCAGCCUCAAGAGGAUGCAGCCCUCAAGGAGCCUUGCUUGGAGAUUUGUCCCAACGCCAUUCGACGGAGAGAAGUCGUGCAGAACACUGAAUUAGCGCAAUGCCCAAAGGCAUGAUUGCACAUAUGCAAAAGCAAGCACUGUACAUAGUACUAAAGUGGAUUAGGAUAACUCUGGAAGAAUUCUAUGCAUAUAGCGAGAUAAAUGCCCUGAAAUUUAUUUGCAGAGAAUUAAUUACUUCCAAUCUGCAGUUUCUUAUGACGAGAUCAUUGAUUGAAUCA
Molecule: messenger RNA, 1003 nt
Organism: Eucalyptus grandis
Lineage: Eukaryota; Viridiplantae; Streptophyta; Magnoliopsida; Myrtales; Myrtaceae
Product: beta-carotene isomerase D27, chloroplastic
Exons: 8
Coding region: 45-839 (264 amino acids)
Molecular function (GO): iron ion binding
Source: RefSeq, a predicted model, not a curated record